AUGGACAAACUCUUGCGCUCAAAACAAAUUCAUUACGAUGAGAAAACCUUCCCUUAUACAUACGAGCAACUUCGCCAAGAUGGAAUGCCUUCCAGUGCAUUUCACGCCGCUAUGUUCGUCCCAGACGACUUUGUUGACUUCCCCGGGAUACCAGAAUUCGGGGAAGGACAGGUCGACUUCACCAAAAGCGACGCGCCCGCAAUGAGGGUUCAAGCAUGUUUCAUUCCAGGCGGGCUCGUACUGAGCAUGUACAUUCACCACAGCGUCUUGGAUUGCUCCGGAGUCAGCACCUUUUGGACCGUCUUCAGCGCAAAUGUUUCUAAAGUCUCAGGAAGACGUGAGCUCGAGGCAGAUGAGAUCUUCGAACAUCAGUCAUUUAUGCGAGAACAACUCGAGGCUCGCAUCCCCGUUCCCAGUCGAUCACUCAAGGAUCCGACUGCCGAUUGCUACUGCGAUGGACGGUAUGAGUAUGAGCAGACUUUACCCUCAGAUACAGCAUGUGCCCAAAGACUCCUCGUCAUACCCGCUGCACGCAUCCGCGACUACCGCGAUCAAUUGCGGCAAUAUUUCCCGAAAAGCAACCCGCCGACCAUGUGCAACGUGUUGGCUGCGCUGGUCUGGACCCACGUAACGCGCGCAAGAGGAGAGCGCCUACUAAAAAAUAACUGCAAAGAGACAAAUAUCGGCAUCGCAACCGACCUGCGUCGGCGGCAACAACCACCCGAGACCGCACAGUACAUGGGCAACAUGGCCCUCUUCUCAAAGGGGACGCUGAAGAUUGAAGAUCUUCUGGCUGAGGAACGUGUCACCAACAAGACGAUCCUCCACGUCAUCGAGAAAAUCAAGAGCACCAUCGGCAAGGUCAACAACGACUGGAUCGCAACACAAAUGGCUUUCUUCAAGUCCAUCGAGCGCAUCAGGGACACCGAGUGUGCACUAGCGCUGCGAUUCGGUGCCGACAUCUACAUCACGUCGUGGUUGAAUUUCGCCGCAGACCUGCGCUGGGGUAUACCUGGCACAGACCUGGACACGGAGUCGCUUGACGGAAGGCCUGAGUUCAUCAGGCGCUUAUACAAUCCGAGCGAUGGUGGCAUGAUCUUCCUUCCUCGGAGGAGAAAGCCUGUGAACGGUGUUGAGGCACCGUUCGAGAUCCUGGUUCGACUUGCUGAAGAAGACAUGGAUCGGGUUCUGAAUGAAGCAGGUGGAUUAAAGAGUUGGACGGAUGCUGUGAUUGAUUGA
Molecule: messenger RNA, 1239 nt
Organism: Parastagonospora nodorum SN15
Lineage: Eukaryota; Fungi; Ascomycota; Dothideomycetes; Pleosporales; Phaeosphaeriaceae
Exons: 3
Coding region: 1-1239 (412 amino acids)
Source: RefSeq, a predicted model, not a curated record